Antechinus flavipes (yellow-footed antechinus) is the source of this 2546-nucleotide messenger RNA. It is a transcript of the gene FBXL3, whose product is annotated as F-box and leucine rich repeat protein 3. Lineage: Eukaryota; Metazoa; Chordata; Mammalia; Dasyuromorphia; Dasyuridae. The coding region runs from base 136 to 1428 and encodes 430 amino acids. The record is from RefSeq and is a predicted model, not a curated record. Gene Ontology annotation, molecular function: protein binding. The transcript has 5 exons. Gene Ontology annotation, biological process: entrainment of circadian clock by photoperiod; G2/M transition of mitotic cell cycle; regulation of cell cycle. Gene Ontology annotation, cellular component: nucleus; SCF ubiquitin ligase complex; cytosol.
UUUAUUCAUUUUUUAUUCAUGGAAAGAUAAAAGGAAUCUCUGAGGAAGAAGCAUCAGAAUAGAAUGGUCUGAGGAGGAAGAAGAAUCUGCUUAUCCUCCAAGGAAUCAUGUUGUGAAUCCACACAUUACGGCAGGAUGAAACGAAGUGGGAAAGACAUUGGGGUAAUCAAAACUUCUUCAGAGGAGGACAGUAGAGAACAAUCCAAGAAACGGAGAACUACCAGUGAGCAUUCUCAAGCAUGUGAUUGGGGUAAUCUCCUUCAGGACAUUAUUCUACAUAUAUUUAAAUACUUACCCCUUCUUGAUCGGGCUCAUGCAUCACAAGUUUGUCGAAACUGGAAUCAGGUAUUUCAUAUGCCUGACUUGUGGAGGUGCUUUGAGUUUGAACUUAACCAACCAGCUACAUCUUAUUUGAAAGCUACACAUCCAGAGCUGAUAAAGCAGAUUAUUAAAAAACAUUCAAAUCAUCUACAGUAUGUCAGUUUCAAGGUGGACAGCAGCAAGGAAUCAGCUGAAGCAGCUUGUGAUAUUUUAUCUCAACUCGUAAAUUGUUCUUUGAAAACACUUGGACUUAUUUCUACUGCUCGGCCAAGCUUUAUGGAUUUACCAAAGUCUCAUUUUAUCUCUGCACUGACCGUUGUGUUUGUAAACUCCAAGUCACUGUCUUCACUAAAGAUUGAUGAUACACCUGUAGAUGAUCCAUCUCUCAAGGUACUAGUGGCUAACAACAGUGAUACGCUCAAAUUGUUAAAAAUGAGCAGUUGUCCUCAUGUCUCUCCAGCAGGUAUCCUUUGUGUGGCUGACCAAUGUCAUGGCUUACGUGAACUGGCCUUGAACUACCACCUCUUAAGUGAUGAGCUGCUUCUGGCUUUGUCUUCUGAGAAACACGUCAGAUUAGAACACUUGCGCAUUGAUGUAGUCAGUGAAAAUCCGGGACAGACACAUUUCCAUACAAUUCAGAAGAGCAGCUGGGAUGCUUUUGUCAGACAUUCACCUAAAGUAAAUUUAGUGAUGUAUUUUUUUUUGUAUGAAGAAGAAUUUGACCCAUUCUUUCGUUAUGAAAUUCCUGCCACCCAUCUUUAUUUUGGCAGAUCAGUAAGUAAAGAUGUUCUUGGCCGUGUUGGAAUGACAUGCCCUCGUUUAGUUGAACUAGUAGUAUGUGCUAAUGGAUUACGACCACUGGAUGAGGAAUUAAUUCGCAUUGCAGAACGCUGCAAAAAUUUGUCAGCUAUUGGACUAGGUGAAUGUGAAGUCUCUUGCAGUGCCUUUGUUGAGUUUGUGAAGUUGUGUGGUGGCCGUUUGUCUCAGCUAUCCAUUAUGGAAGAAGUCCUAAUUCCUGACCAAAAGUAUAGUUUGGAGCAGAUUCAUUGGGAAGUAUCAAAGCAUCUUGGUAGAGUUUGGUUUCCAGACAUGAUGCCCACUUGGUAAAGAUCUUAAGCCAAAAGGCACUUUUAAUAGCACCUUAAAUUUGAGCAUACCAUAUUGUUAAAAGGAGGGGAGGGGAAGCUUAUUUAACAUGGUUUUAAAAUAAUUUUAUGACUGUGGCAUAGAAAUUUGAUAUUUUCAGUCAGUGACUAAACAACAGGCUUAAAUAAUGUGGAAGAUUUCAUGGGCUAGAUUUGGUCAAAAAAAUCUGUUUCGUUAGCCCAGUAGCAAUCAGAUGUCAGUAGAAAAUUUGGUAGUGAUUCAAAUAUAAGAAUAAUCAGCAGUUGUAAAGUUUAAACAUGUUAAGUAUGCGAAACUUGUCUACUACAGAUUAUGAAAUCCAAGAAGUAGUAAUAGAUUUCCAAAAAAUGUUUUGUUCUCUAUGCAGUUUUUUAAAAUGUAAAAUUGACAAUUUUUAGGGUCUUCAUACACCUGUUAUAAGGUGUCAGACAUAGCUCAGGAAGGUAAGAUUUUUUGGGACAUGGGUGUAGGUACGUUUUGUUCAUGAAGAUUGGCCAAAUUUUUGCAGUUUUUUACACAGCCCAGUUUUUUCUUACUGAACAUGUUUCUUGAGGGGGGAAAUAUGUAUACAUUUAUUAGGUAAAUGGUAAAUUUAACAAAGUGGCUGUUGUACAAGAACACAAAUUAGAGCCAAGAUCAAACUACCACAAGGCAAAUGCACAAAGAGUAGAAUGAAAAGCAUUUAAUUUACAUUUUGGAAAUUGCUUUGUAAUCUACUAACCUUAUAAAGUCUAUCUUGUACUAUGUUAUUCUGUAAAUUGCACUUGAGUCAUUUAUUUGUAUGUGAAGUAAGGAAUAUUUAAACCAGUUUUCUUUGGUUUUUGUAUAUUGUUUAAACUAGUUUUGAGGUUAUAUUGUAUCUGAAAUUCAUAAUGGCAAACUAUUUAAAAAGCCAAAUCAAAAUUAUAAAGUAAACUCUAAAAUGUUUAUAAAUUGUAUAAAAGAUGAUCAGAUUGUAAUAAGUAAGUCUUAAUGGUGACUUAUUUUUCUUUUAGAGAUUGUACAGCUAAAUUGUGUAAGAUAUUUUGGUUUUUAUUAAUCAUACACGGAGCUCCAAAUGUAUAUUUUUAGAGUGAGCUAUAAUAAAUUUAAAAGGCAUA